Molecule: messenger RNA, 760 nt
Organism: Brachypodium distachyon (stiff brome)
Lineage: Eukaryota; Viridiplantae; Streptophyta; Magnoliopsida; Poales; Poaceae
Product: arginine-glutamic acid dipeptide repeats protein
Exons: 2
Coding region: 56-598 (180 amino acids)
Molecular function (GO): zinc ion binding
Source: RefSeq, a predicted model, not a curated record
CUCUUCUUUAUCUCUUCUUGGUUUCUUGGUUGUGUUGCUGCUGGUAGAAGAAAGGAUGUAUUUUUGUUGCAUUGGUUUGAUUCGUGUAAUUCCUUCAAAGUUAGGCAUGGCUUCGUCCGACCUUGAUCCGAUGCCGAAGAAGAAGAUGCCCGCGACGGUGGAAGAAGGAGAUGAAUUUCCUAAGUGUUGGUGCGGCGAUCUUUGCAAGGCAAAAACUGCGGAUGAUCCCUUCUCGUACACUAAAGGUCGGCGGUUUUUCAUGUGUGCAAAUUAUGCUCAUGAUCCGGCCCCAAAACGUAACGUGUACGAGCAACCACCGUCUCCUCCGCCCCUCUGUUCGUAUUACGAGUGGAUCGACCAUGAGCAGCCGGCGUGGGCGAAAUAUGACAUCAAGUACGACCACAAAGUAGUAUGGGAAAACUUCCAUGCUGCGACACGCCGUGAAGAGGCGGCAGAGAAGAUGAAGCGCUGGCAAGAGGAGCAACGCCAGAAGAAAGAGGAAAAGGAACGUGAAGAGAAGGAGCUUUGCGAGGCGGAGAGAGAGAGAGAGGAAGAGAGAGAGGGCGUGACGUGCGCAGGAAGACGCUGCAGAUGGUAAGGGAAAGGGAAACUCCGUAGAAUCCCACAAUGUAUCGUAGUUCCAGUUGCACCGUAUCUUAAUUUCGGCACCGUAUCUUAAUUCCGGUAUUGUGUUGUAAUAUCCCAUAUUGUUUUUAAUCCCUGUCUCUAUUGUAAUAUCCCUUGAUGUUUUUUAAUCGAA